Messenger RNA from Dichomitus squalens LYAD-421 SS1, 950 nucleotides. RefSeq lists its product as uncharacterized. The coding region runs from base 93 to 944 and encodes 283 amino acids. The transcript has 4 exons. Lineage: Eukaryota; Fungi; Basidiomycota; Agaricomycetes; Polyporales; Polyporaceae. Gene Ontology annotation, molecular function: actin filament binding. The record is from RefSeq and is a predicted model, not a curated record. Gene Ontology annotation, cellular component: striated muscle dense body; catalytic step 2 spliceosome; nucleolus.
GUCCUGCUGGGCGUGCUAAUCCCAAACCCAUCUACUUACCUCGUCUCUGUUCCCUUUCUACCUUUACUGAGAUUUGUGCUCUAUCUCGCGCUAUGUCUGAUAAAGUGCGCUCCACGAAGCUGAAGUUUAAGGGCGAGAAGACGAAGAAGAAGCGCAAGCACGAGGAUGACGGAGACGAGGGCCCCAGUAGAAGGCGGCGCAAGGAGGAGGACAACGAGGCAUCGGAGACGUGGGUCUUGCCUGAAGAAGCUCACGAGAUCCGCGGACCCACCUUCAUCAUGCACCCAUCCGACCCUUCCCCAAUAUGCAUCACUUACGAUUCCACCCGCGGCCGCAUCGUCCUGCAGUCCGUUGACAAGGACAAGACGGAGGACUCUCCUUCUCCAUCCAUUGUGGAGCGGACGCCGACAGACGUCUCUCAAGUCUGGGUCGUCACCAGGGUUGCCGGUUCUCCCACCAUCAACAUCCGCACUGGUGUAGGCGAAGGCAAGUUCGUGUCUUGCGACAAGCAUGGGCUUGUAUCUGCAGAUCGAGAAGCGCGCGGCCCUCAAGAGGAGUGGACACCCGUGGUGUUUCCGGACGGAAUGGUCGCAUUUCAGAACAUAUACGAGAAGUAUCUCAGCGUAGACGAAGUUGCGGGCGGGCAACUUGCGUUGCGUGGUGAUUCUGAGGAGGUGGGAUUUGGUGAGCGUUUCUGGGUCAAGAUUCAGAACAAGUACAAAAAGGAGGCGCAUGCGGAGGAAAGGAAACGCAAAGAUGGGCUGAUAGACAUGUCCGCCGUGGACGAGGCGAGCACAAAUAAGAUAUACCAGGCGUGGGGCGCCGGGAAGUCUAUCGUAUCAGUGGAAGAUAAGAAAGAGCUCAAGCGUGCCAAGAAGGAGGGUCGGCUGGCUGAAGCCCUGCUCGAUCGGCGCGCCAAGCUCAAGAGCGACCGUUUCUGCUAGUUCACC